Hyposmocoma kahamanoa is the source of this 867-nucleotide messenger RNA. Its product is annotated as trypsin CFT-1-like. Bases 119 to 775 code for a protein of 218 amino acids. Gene Ontology annotation, biological process: proteolysis. The record is from RefSeq and is a predicted model, not a curated record. Lineage: Eukaryota; Metazoa; Arthropoda; Insecta; Lepidoptera; Cosmopterigidae. Gene Ontology annotation, molecular function: serine-type endopeptidase activity. The transcript has 4 exons.
AUUAGUUGCCUGCUUGGCCGUAGCUAUAACCAGUCCUACCAAUGUGGAACAUCAGGAUCCAAACAGAAUCGUCGGUGGAUCUGUGACCACCAUCAGCCAAUAUCCAUAUGCCGUUGUUAUGCUGUACUCUCCGACACAAACAAACUUCGCACAUAGCUGUGGUGGUUCUAUUCUUAACCAGAGAUCCGUGCUCACCGCUGCCCAUUGCUUUUGGCUCACUGGUAUGGUCGUUGGUAUGUGGCGUUCUCGUGUUGGCUCCUCCUUUGCUAGCAGCGGUGGUACUGUUCAUUUGUCGUCUCAGAUCAUUAACCACCCGCAAUACAAUCCCAGAAAUGAAGACAAUGAUGUCUCAAUCCUGAGAGUCAGUACCAACAUACAGUACAUUCCUAACACUGUUGCCCCCGCGUCUAUAGCUGGUGCCAAUUACAAUCUUGCCGACAACCAAGUCGUAUGGGCCAUUGGAUGGGGGCGUACACAGACUAAUGGUCCAGUUUCUGAGCAGUUGCGUCACGUUCAAAUCUGGACCAUCAACACAGUUGAGUGUAGACAGCGAUGGGCCAUUAGAAAUAUGGAAGUCACUAACAACAUGGUGUGCUCCGGCUACUUGAAUGUCGGCGGUCGCGAUCAAUGUCAUGGUGAUUCUGGUGGCCCUCUUCUGCACAACAAUGUCGUUGUUGGUGUAUGCUCAUGGGGUUACCCAUGUGCUGAUCCCUUCUACCCAGGUGUCAAUGCUCGUGUUUCUAGUGUUUCCAACUGGAUUCAGGCCAAUGCCUAAGAUAGUAUUUUUACCAUAAAUGGACUAUAAUAAUUAAGUGUUCAACGGUCAUUCUCACAUUCGGUGUUCCCAGCCUAAUUACCGUAGCCAUU